CCUGUAGGAUUCGUGUGUCUAAUCGUAAUACAAUGAAUGCUGUGCCAUCUGAUGCUUUCCAGGCUUGUCUCCUCGCAUAUGACAACGCCCGCUCAGUGCUGGCGGUGCACUCUGUGAAACGAUCAAGACCUAUCUCCUUGUCUACCCGCCUCGUGAUGCAUAACAAAGCCUAUAUGUCCCCUCGCGCAAGCUGUAAGGCGAUGAAACUUGCCAGAGCGCGACGCGAUGAAUGCGGCGUAUGAGCUGAAUCUGACGCCCCAUCGACUAUCCGGUAAGUACGCCGUCGUUUGCUGCCGUCCGCAUUCCCCGCUGAAGCUAGGCCGCCGGUCUCACAGACCUCCCUUCGGACAUCGAGUCCCGUCUUAUCUCCGCCUCUCGGUCGGUAACAGCGGAGUCGGAGGGUUGGCCGUUGGGAAAGCUCUUCAAGCGCGGGCUAGUGGAGGUUCAGACGUCGCAUGCAAUCAGGUCCGACGGGAACUCGUGGCACUCGCGCGUCAGUCGGCAUCCUCUGCCGUUUGACCAGUUUUGGGCGCUCCUGGGAAACGAGUGGAUAGAGACGAAGAAGGCGUUCAACGAUCUCUACAUCCACGAAAUCAAGCAGGUCACGCUAGUGAAGACGCUCUCGCGCACCGCUUCGAUAUGGCGCCUCGAUUAUGGAUUCUCCGCGCCCAUAUCCCCGCGCGUGUUCACCGUGCUACAAGUCACGCAUCUCGACGACUCGGCAGGUCCGCCCGCAGGGUGGGUGGUCCAUGUGCCUAUUGAUAUCGAUGAUCUAUGCACAACACCCCCGGGCACCAUCACCGGUCGCUAUGCAUGCGUCGAGCGGAUCGUGGGGCUUCCCGGUGGAGAAACCGAGUGGCGGCUGGUGACGUGCAGCGCACCCGGGGGCCUCAUCCCCAGGUGGCUGGCGGAGAGAUCCCUGCCUGCCCGUAUCGCACUGGAUGUGACCAGCUUCAUCGACUGGUAUUACACCUCUCACUUGCAGGCACGAGAUGUGAAACAGCCGCCAAGCUCAGAGCGGCCCGUGCUUGGAGUUGCCUUGGCCCUGGUGAACGUCCUGACUUUGUAUCAGCGAGGCAUUGUCACAGCACUGCUGAUGGGAGUCGGUGCGUCGCAUGGUGAUCUCCUCCCUUGGCUUCCAUUGAUUCCAGUGCUGUCAGGAUCGGUGAUGCUCUACCACUGGAUCAAGCCGUCGCUGGAUAGAGAUUGGGUCCCAUGGACAGACCGGUUGCUCAUCGGAAUGCGCGAUCCCAUGAUUCCCGCUGUCCUAGAGCUGGGUGGCAAUUUGUCCUUGGACCGUGCCCGAGAGCUGGUCUGCUCGCGGCUGAUAGCUUCGGUGCCUCGGAUGUCGGACCGCCUGGUCGUCCCUACGUCUGGUGCACCUUAUUGGGAACGGUGUGCUCGGAUGGACGUGACAAUGCACGUCAGGGAACACAAAGUCGAUGGUGCAGGUUAUGCCCAGCUUCGAAGCGUGAUCGAAGCGCUCGGCAGAGCUCCUGUCGACUUCUCGCGCCCGCCCUGGGACGUUUCUGUCAUCCACCUUGGUGAUCUCGAGACCGUCGUUUUCGUUCGGGUGCAUCAUGCUAUCACCGAUGGACGGGGUGUCAGCGAUCUGCUCAUGAGGUGUGCAGACCAGAGUCGGCCGCCGAGAGAGAGGAUAGCGCCGCAUGCAAGAGCAUCGACCCUUGCUAGCCUCCUGGAUCUCCGGCAUCUCAGUCGGCCCCCGGAACGUACGAGCGCUAUUAAACGCCGGGAGCCGCUCAGCGAAGCUGCAGUCGCAUGGACUCGACGCCCAUUCAGGAUAGACGACCUGAAGGCCUCUGCCGGACGCCUGGGCGGUGGAACGAUCAACGAUAUCCUGCUAGCCGCUGUCAGCGGCGCGUUGCAGAAGUAUUUGUCCGCCGGCUCACAUCACAUCUCAUGUAAAUUGCCCGUCGACGUUUUCUCGCCCACGGACCUCUCGCCCGAUGUCGUCCUCGGAGUCCAUCUAAGCGAUCUCAAUGUGCCGUUGCCGGUGGACGAACCCGACGCCUUCGCGCGUUUCGCUCGGGUUCGCGAAACCAUGAGACAGGCGAAAUCUGGGUAUCGGACUGGACUGACGGCGAUGGCGUCGCGUCUUGUCGGUGGGCUUCCUGCCCGGAUGCGACUGGGCAUGAUUGCUGCGGAUGCACAGACGGUGUCGUGCUACGUUAGCAACAUGAGAGGACCCGCGAUACCGCUGACGAUCGGCGGAGUGCCGGUCGACACGGUUCGGUGUCAUCCUCUGGGGCUGAACAAUAUCGGUGUCGGAGUCGCGGUCUACAGCUACAACGGGGCACUGAAUGUGGCCGUUUGCACCGACAAAGCCCUCAUACCCGACCCCGAUGCUCUUUGCGAGCACCUGGAAGAUCAGCUCGAACACCUCGCGAAGCUCGAUGUGACGGGUGUACGGUUCCUCGGCCAGUCCCCGAUGUUCUGCGCGUCGCACUCGAUCGAACUUGCAUUUCCCAUCCAGGCGGUGGCGCCUAUCCUGCUCCCAGCCGAUGCCGGCGCAAUCAGCCGGUUCCUCGUCGGCACGCGCGAGCCGUCGCUCGAGCUCGGCACGGACUUCACCCAUCACGGGGCAGAUUGGGUCGCCAGCUUCGACCUGGGCGUGGUUGGCUCCUUGCCGCGGAUCAGCCAGCUGGAGACAGGGACUGGGCUCCAGCGGGACUGCUUCACGGUUGUCGACAGAGUCCCGGUCGCAUUUGGGUUGGUGCAGCAGACGGUGACCGUCAAGUCGUGGCAGAUCCUGGAUCCUGGACACCACCGGUCUGCGUAUGAGAUUGCUGUUCAGGGUGCCGGGGUCAGGGUGUGGAAGAGCCGGCAGUUGGAAGACUUGGGUCCAGGAAAGACCAGAGUUGUUGAGCGCAUGUGGGGGGUUUGCCCUUGGAUCCUGAAAGGCGUGGUCGCCAAGGACUCUGUGGCUAGUCUCCGGAAGUCAAUGGAGAGAUACCCUGAUAUGGUGGCCAAGUACAAUCCGUGAUACGUCUCCGUCAACAGUUCCUAGUUCAUGCGUACAUACUUUGUUUCAUUCUCACUGUGCACUAUUACAGUCAUUUUCCUUUGCUUGGCCCGCCAAAACUGCAGCCAGGCGACGCGGCGCGUGCUGAAUCUUUGAUCACAUCACAAGUGUAGAAGCCGAGCUGAUCCGGCCCCGUUUACCCACACUUAUAAAUUGUUUGUCAACCGUAUCGAAGAGGGGACGAGUAGCUUACUGAUACUUAGGGAGCAGAUUACGUGACAAGUACCAAUCGGUGUAAUCGAUAACUUUGAGCAGAUACUAGUCAUACAUAAUCCCCAGGCUCCUCAAUACAACCCCAUCUUUACAGAC
Mycena citricolor is the source of this 3352-nucleotide messenger RNA. The record is from the annotation of a GenBank genome assembly. NCBI's taxonomy places the organism in Eukaryota, Fungi, Basidiomycota, Agaricomycetes, Agaricales, Mycenaceae.